AUGAAGCUCCUUUUCAGGAGACUGGUCGCAUUGACUGUCGCUUCUUUGGUAGUAGCUGCACCAUCCGUCAGCCACCUUUCAUUGCAAGAUGCUGCUAAUAAGCGUGACCUUCUCCAAGACCUAGUGACAUGGGACCAGCACUCUUUGUUCGUCCGGGGCGAGCGCCUCAUGAUCUUUUCGGGAGAGUUUCACCCCUUUCGACUGCCAGUUCCUGGACUCUGGCUUGAUGUGUUUCAGAAGAUCAAGAGUCUGGGAUUCAAUGCUGUCUCCUUCUACACCGACUGGGGUCUCAUGGAGGGUAAUCCUGGCCACGUUGUCACGGACGGGAUCUGGAGCCUUGAGGAGUUCUUCACUGCUGCGAGUGAAGCUGGUAUCUAUCUGAUAGCCCGGCCUGGACCGUAUAUCAAUGCAGAAACCUCGGCUGGUGGUAUUCCCGGAUGGGUCCUUCGUCUAAAGGGCAUCAUUCGUUCAAACAGCGAGGAUUACCUCCAUGCGACAGAUACGUACAUGGCCACUCUAGGGAAGAUAAUUGCCAAGGCACAAAUUACCAAUGGAGGGCCGGUGAUCUUGGUUCAGUCAGAAAAUGAGUACACGACUUGGCCCAACGUAUCAGAGUCCGAGUUUCCGACAACAAUGAAUAAGGAGGUCAUGGCCUAUGCCGAGAGGCAGCUUCGAGACGCUGGAGUAGUUGUUCCAUCGGUUGUCAAUGACAAUAAGAACUUAGGAUACUUUGCCCCUGGGACUGGAUUGGGCGAGACGGAUAUCUACGGGAUUGACGCUUAUCCUAUGAGAUAUGACUGUGGUAACCCUUAUGUAUGGCCAACAUAUCGAUUUCCGCGAGAUUGGCAGCAGACACACCGCAAUCACAGUCCUACGACACCAUUUGCUAUUAUGGAAUUCCAAGGGGGUUCAGGAGGAGGAUGGGGAGGAGUCACAGAAGACGGAUGUGCCAUUCUCGUGAACAAUGAAGCUGUGCGAGUGGUGUACAAGAACAAUUACGGCUUCGGCGUCACCGUUAUCAACAUCUACAUGACGUACGGAGGCACCAACUGGGGCAAUCUCGGCUACCACGGAGGAUACACCUCGUAUGACUACGGGGCUGCCAUUACCGAGGAUCGUCAGAUCUGGCGAGAAAAGUACAGCGAAGAGAAGUUGCAGGCCAACUUCCUGAAAGUGUCUCCCGCGUACCUCACCGCAACGCCUGGAAACGGGGUUAAUGGAUCAUACACAGGGAACAAGGAUAUAGCAGUCACUCCACUGUUUGGCAAUGGAACGACCGCCAAUUUCUAUCUAGUCCGACAUGCCGACUUUGCUUCAACUGGAAAUGUCCAAUACCGACUCCACGUUUCGACAAGCGUUGGAAAUGUGACAAUUCCUCAACUGGGAGGCAGUCUGUCCUUGAACGGCAGGGACUCCAAAUUCCACGUCACUGACUAUGACGUGGGCGGAUUCAAUCUCAUCUACUCUUCCGCAGAGGUCUUCACCUGGGCUAAGGGACUCAACAAGGAGCCCGUGCUCGUUCUGUAUGGAGGAGCAGAAGAACUUCAUGAACUCGCUCUGCCAACCCAUCUUCCCCGACCAACCGUUGUUGAUGGGUCCCAAGUCAAGAUUGCCAGAAAGGGAAGCGCUUGGGUUGUACAGUGGCAGGUUACUGCUCAAAGACGGGUUUUGCGCGUAGGAAAGCUUGAGGUUCACCUCCUCUGGCGUAACGACGCCUAUCAGCACUGGGUCUUGGAACUGCCAGCAACGCAACCAAUUGCCAACUAUAGUUCGCCAUCCAAGGAGACGGUGAUUGUGAAGGGAGGAUAUUUGCUUCGCAGCGCAUCAAUUGCCGACAACAAACUGCAUCUGACGGGUGACGUAAACGCAACAACUUCCUUGGAGGUAAUUUCAGCACCGAAGCAACUCGAUGGGAUUGUUUUCAACGGCCAGUCCUUGAAAUCAACUCGGUCUAAGAUUGGCAAUCUCGCUGCAACGGUUCAUUAUCAACCACCGGCUAUCUCCCUGCCAGACCUGAAGCGUCUCGACUGGAAAUACCUCGACUCUCUUCCCGAAAUCUCCCCCGGGUAUAGUGAUGAGAGUUGGACGCCGCUGAUAAACACAUACACGAAUAACACGCGCAACUUCGCCGGCCCUGCAUGUUUGUACGCUGACGACUACGGCUAUCACGGGGGCUCACUGAUCUACCGGGGCCAUUUCAAGGCCAACGGAGACGAGUCUUGGGUAUUUCUCAACACGUCUGGCGGCGUGGGCUUCGCCAAUUCGGUCUGGCUAAAUCAAACCUUCCUGGGAUCAUGGACAGGUAGUGGAAAUAACAUGACCUAUCCCAGAAACAUCUCUCUCCCCGACGCGCUAUCUCCCGGAGAAUCAUACGUUCUGACUGUAGUGAUCGACCACGUGGGCCAGGACGAAGAGGCACCGGGGACAGACGCAAUCAAGUUCCCUCGAGGAAUUCUCGACUACGAGCUCUAUGAGCUGUCCGAUCUUGCGUGGAAGAUGACUGGCAAUCUCGGCGGCGAGCAGUACCAGGACCUGACGCGAGGCCCGCUCAACGAGGGAGCCAUGUAUGCCGAGCGCCAGGGAUAUCAUCUUCCAAACCCGCCUACCUCCGCGUGGAAGUCAUCCAGCCCGAUCAAUGAUGGGCUCACUAACACCGGCAUUGGAUUCUAUGCUACUUCGUUCUCCUUGGAUCUACCCGAGGGAUACGAUAUCCCGUUGAGCUUCGUCUUCAACACCUUGGCAUCAGAUGCAAGGUCAGGGACCAGCUAUCGCUGUCAGCUGUUUGUCAAUGGAUACCAGUUUGGGAAAUACGUCAAUGAUCUCGGCCCGCAAACCAACUUCCCCGUUCCAGAGGGCAUUCUCAACUACAACGGGGUCAACUAUGUCGCCUUAACACUUUGGGCGCUCGAGUCCCAAGGGGCUUUGGUCGGUGGUCUGGAGCUUGUCGCCUCUACUCCUUUCCUGUCUGGAUAUAGCAAGCCGGCCCCGGCACCUCAACCUGGUUGGGAGCCUCGGCGGGGCGCCUAUUGA
Messenger RNA from Aspergillus viridinutans, 3030 nucleotides. Its product is annotated as glycoside hydrolase family 35 protein. The transcript has 5 exons. The coding region runs from base 1 to 3030 and encodes 1009 amino acids. Gene Ontology annotation, cellular component: vacuole. NCBI's taxonomy places the organism in Eukaryota, Fungi, Ascomycota, Eurotiomycetes, Eurotiales, Aspergillaceae. Gene Ontology annotation, biological process: carbohydrate metabolic process. Gene Ontology annotation, molecular function: beta-galactosidase activity. The record is from RefSeq and is a predicted model, not a curated record.